AUGGCGUCCUCUCGGCGCUCCCCGCUGCUGAUGCUCUUCGGAGCCAUCUUCUUCUUCUCAGCUCAUGUCCUGGCUGCUGCGGCUGUUCUCGGUGUCGAUCUAGGGACCGAGUAUAUCAAGGCUGCGCUAGUGAAGCCCGGCAUCCCGCUUGAGAUUGUACUUACAAAGGACUCUCGACGCAAGGAAACCUCCGCCGUCGCUUUCAAGCCUAUUAGAGGCGCCGUCGCAGAGGGCCAGUAUCCCGAACGAAACUAUGGCGCCGACGCAAUGGCAAUCUCCGCGCGAUUCCCCGGCGAAGUAUACCCGAAUCUGAAGCCUCUUCUCGGACUCCCUCUGGGAGAUGCGAUUGUCCAAGAAUAUGCGGCCAGGCAUCCUGCGCUGAAAAUCCAAGCGCACGCCACGAGAGGCACUGUUGCGUUCAAGACGACAACGCUGCCCUCCGAGGAGGAGGCCUGGGCGGUGGAAGAGCUGUUGGCUAUGGAGCUCCAGAGCAUUCAGAAGAACGCAGAAGUUACCGCCGGUGGUGACUCUUCAGUCCGCUCCAUUGUGCUCACUGUGCCUCCCUUCUACACCACCGAGGAGAAGCGUGCUCUUCAGAUGGCAGCAGAACUUGCUGGUCUCAAGGUCCUCAGUCUGGUCAGCGACGGGUUGGCGGUUGGCUUGAACUACGCUACCAGUCGCCAAUUUCCCAAUAUCAACGAAGGCGCCAAACCGGAGUACCACAUGGUCUUUGAUAUGGGCGCGGGCUCGACUACUGCCUCCGUCAUGAGGUUCCAGAGCCGCACUGUCAAGGACGUUGGCAAGUUUAACAAGACGAUCCAGGAGAUCCAGGUUCUUGGCAGCGGCUGGGACAAAACCCUUGGUGGAGAUUCUCUCAACUCCCUGAUUGUUGACGAUAUGGUUAACCAGUUUGUGGAAUCGAAGGGUGCUCAGAAAAUUGGGGCAACUGCUGAACAGGUCAAGGCUCACGGCCGUGCUAUCGCGAAGCUGAGCAAGGAAGCUGAGCGUCUCCGACACGUUCUGAGUGCCAACCAAAACACUCAAGCCAGCUUUGAGGGGCUCUAUGAAGAUGUUGAUUUCAAAUACAAGCUUUCCCGAGCCGAUUUCGAGAGCAUGGCAGAGGCUCAUGCAGAGCGAAUUGGAGCUGCUAUCAAAGACGCACUGAAAAACGCUAACCUCGAGAUUGGCGAUCUCACCUCUGUCAUUCUUCACGGUGGUGCAACUCGCACUCCAUUGGUGCAAAAGGCACUUGAGAAAGCCGUUGGCUCUGGGGAUAAAAUCCGAACAAAUGUCAACUCUGACGAGGCCGCUGUUUUUGGCGCCGCUUUCCGGGCUGCUGAGCUUAGCCCAAGCUUCCGCGUCAAGGAAAUCAGAAUCUCGGAGGGAGCCAUGUACCCGGCUGGUAUUACCUGGACGGCUGCGAAUGGCAAAGUACAGCGCCAGAGACUCUGGACAGCCCAAUCGCCCCUAGGUGGUCCGGCCAAGGAGAUUACUUUCACCGAGCAGGAUGACUUUUCCGGUUCAUUUUAUCAACAAGUCGAUACCGAGGACAAAUUGGUCAAGACGUUUUCUACCAAAAACCUUACCGCGUCUGUCGCUCAACUCAAGGAAAAGUAUCCCACUUGUGCGGAUACUGGUAUUCAGUUCAAGAUCGCAGUCAAGCUCCGUACCGAGAAUGGCGAAGUUGAGAUUACCAAGGCGCUUAUCGAAUGUGAGGCUGAGGUUGCUGAAAAGGAGGGUUUUGUUGACGGUGUUAAGAACCUGUUUGGCUUCGGAAAGAAGGACCAGAAGCCCCUCAGCGAGGGAGACAAGGAUGAUGCCGAAGCUGCAUCUGAUGCUACUGAGUCCAAGACAGAAGAGGCCAGUUCCGCUACUAAAUCUUCUUCCACCACCAGCACUCAGACUGGAGAUGCCGCUGCUCAAUCAGCAGAUGCUGAAAAGAGCGAGGUUAAGAAGAAGCAGAUUGUUUCCAUUCCCAUUGAGAUUAGAUUGGAGAAGGCUGGGAUCCCACAGCUGACCAAGGCUGAGUGGACAAAGGCCAAGGAUCGGCUGAAGGCAUUUGCAGCCUCUGAUAAGGCUAGACUGCAGCGUGAGGAAGCUUUGAACCAGCUUGAAGCAUUUACGUACAAAAUUCGCGACCUUGUCGACAACGAGGCCUUCAUCGCCGCAUCUACCGAGGAGGAACGCCAAACACUAGCUGAAAAAUCUAGCGAGGCAAGCGACUGGCUCUACGAGGAGGGAGAUGCAGCCAAGACCGACGACUUCAAGGCAAAGCUCAAGGUCCUUCAAGAUCUUGUAGGGCCCAUUCAGAAGCGCAUUGAUGAAGCUGAGCGUCGGCCUGGUUUGGUUAAGGAGCUGAGACACAUCCUUAACACUACUGAUGUGUUUAUCAAGACAGUACGUGGGCAGAUUUCUGCCUACGAAGAGUGGAAGGCCACGGCGUCAACCAAGGAUGCAGAAUCUGCGACUUCCAGUGCUGCCACCGAGACAAAGACCAACGACUUUGAAGGGCUAGAAGAUGAAGACGAUAGUCCUAAGGAUGCGGAGGAGAACCCCAAAGAGGAAGAAAUUGUGCCUCCCCUGCAUAACACUGAGGAGAUAGAUGGGCUCGAUGUACUCUACAAAGAAACGCUAGAGUGGCUCAACAAACUUGAGGUCGAACAGGCGGCUCUUCCUCCCACCGCUGAUCCUGUCCUCCAGGUCAGCGAGCUGGUUGCAAAGCGCGAAAAGCUCGACAAAGCCAGCCUAGAUCUCGCAAUGAAGAGCUUCAAGCAAUACCAGAAAAACAAGCCCAAGAAGCCCACCAAGAGCAAGAAGUCAAAGAAGGACAAGACAAAGAGCGCCGAGCCGGCUGGCCAGACCAUUGAGUUCCCCGAGGGAAGCAAGCCGCUCAGUGCGGAGGAGAUUGAAGAGCUGCUCAAGCAGUAUAUGAAGGAGGACGAAGCGGCGAGCGCAAAGGCGGAAGCGGAAGCUUCAGCGGAGCCGAAGCAUGAUGAGCUCUAA
This is a messenger RNA of Trichoderma gamsii, 3003 nucleotides long. Its product is annotated as stress protein ORP150. The record is from RefSeq and is a predicted model, not a curated record. The transcript has a single exon. Gene Ontology annotation, cellular component: endoplasmic reticulum chaperone complex. Gene Ontology annotation, biological process: negative regulation of hypoxia-induced intrinsic apoptotic signaling pathway; cellular response to hypoxia; endoplasmic reticulum unfolded protein response. Gene Ontology annotation, molecular function: ATP-dependent protein folding chaperone; ATP binding. Lineage: Eukaryota; Fungi; Ascomycota; Sordariomycetes; Hypocreales; Hypocreaceae. Bases 1 to 3003 code for a protein of 1000 amino acids.